AUGGCCAGCCUAUGGCGAGCGGUGAUGGGCGAUUCGCCACCCAACGUCGAUGAUUACGACGGCGUCGAGUACUGGUCAAACCCCGAGCGAACCGGCUGGCUCACCAAGCAAGGCGAGUACAUCAAGACCUGGCGCCGCCGUUGGUUCGUUUUGAAACAAGGCAAACUCUUCUGGUUCAAGGAGGGCAUCGUAACCCGCGGAUCACGUCCCCGUGGCGUCGUGCCAGUCGCCACCUGCCUCACAGUCAAAGGAGCCGAAGAUGUCCUCAACAAGCAGUUCGCUUUUGAGCUAUCUACCCGAUCCGAUACUAUGUACUUCAUCGCCGAUUCUGAAAAGGAGAAGGAGGAUUGGAUCAAUUCAAUUGGACGCUCAAUUGUUCAGCACUCGAGGUCUGUUACUGAUAACGAGAUCGUUGAUUAUGAUAGCAACAGAUAA
Messenger RNA from Lactuca saligna, 435 nucleotides. Lineage: Eukaryota; Viridiplantae; Streptophyta; Magnoliopsida; Asterales; Asteraceae. The record is from the annotation of a GenBank genome assembly.